AUUUUUAACCCGCUAUGUUUUGACUUGAUAGGAGGAGACAGCUCUCUUGAGCUAUUUAGCUAGAGCUGCAACUUCACUUGAAGGUUCACAGACGAAUGUAUGAUACCUUUGUCUUCACCUUGUGCCUUCUAGACAGUUUGAUAGCCAUUGUACUGGCUAUAUAUCAUAUUAUUGUAUUGUCAGAUAUCCAGUUUGAUUUUGUGGCAGCUAGACAUGGCUGUGAUAAGUUAAAUAAGUCUGUGAAGCCAGAGCUAAUGUUAAAUGCAUUCAUUCCACUGAUUCUAAUGCUCAGUGGCCACUGGCUUCUCAGUAUACUAUCCAGCCCUUUGGCAAUAUAUCUCUGCUAUAGAUAUUUUAAUCUUCGAAGUUCAUUCAUUGGCCUUUAUGAUGCCACUGUCAUUAGAAAUGGCAAUCAACUAAUAAAUUUUCAGAAAGAAUCGUUUGUCAAGAUCGGGUAUCAUCUAAUUAUUUUCUUUGCCUCGUUAUACUAUAUAUUUCAUGUACCUUGUCUUGAGAUCAGAUCAGCAUCUAUUAUAGGACAACCCAGUCGCUCCAGUUGUCUUGAUACUGUCGAUUUCCCGCUUGCAAUACCACCUCUGUCUCCAUUUUUUCACAUUUUCAUCAUGUUUGGUGCUGAUUUCUACGUUUUUCUUCUCGUUAUGCUCGUAUCCAUAGGCCUCCUCUUUAUGAUGGUUUGGCAUUUGAUAAUGGUAGAUGAACUAAAGAAUGACUAUCGUAAUCCUGUAGACUUUGCUUCUAAUCAAAACAUGUUGGUGUUUCCUGAAUAUGGAUUACAUUUAUUCAUCGUGUUACUCUUACUCAUGUUUGGAUACUGGUUCACAUUUAUGUGGAACGUCCCUCUACUCGCUUACCAUAUAUGGAGGUUUGUUAAGCGUCCCAGUGCUAGUGGGUAUGGUCUCUACGAUCCAACAAUCGUCAUGAACAGGGACAACCUAAUCUUUUAUAACAGAGAAGGAUUCAUCAAGCUUGGAUACUAUGUCCUUUCUUUUCUCAUCUACCUUUACAACAUGAUGGUGGCUUUGGUUGUUGCUCUGACAUAAAAUGGGGACACUUUUUGUGUACAUGUGAAUGAUGAAAUGGUACCGAAGUGAAAUUAUAGUUUUCAAAAAUUUUAUUGAAAUGA
Molecule: messenger RNA, 1144 nt
Organism: Amphimedon queenslandica
Lineage: Eukaryota; Metazoa; Porifera; Demospongiae; Haplosclerida; Niphatidae
Exons: 10
Coding region: 96-1061 (321 amino acids)
Biological process (GO): vesicle-mediated transport
Source: RefSeq, a predicted model, not a curated record